UUGCGGAAGGACGUAAUUCGGCGCAACACCCCCGGAUAUUAUCGGUCGUCCUCUGGUUGCACAGCUCUCCAGUUUCCAGUCGCCCUUCAGUCCUGUCAGGGAGAGUCCAGUUCUCUGUGAAGACAAACAAUACUGUUAACUUUAAACCAUGGCGGGGACAAUUGCACGCAAAGCCAUCGACCACCUGAAGAGUAAGGAGUUCAGGGAUUAUUUGACGAGCACGCAUUUCUGGGGACCAGUAGCAAACUGGGGUCUUCCCAUCGCUGCCAUCACAGACAUGAAAAAGAGCCCUGAAAUUAUCAGCGGCAGGAUGACCUUUGCUCUGUGCUGUUACUCUCUGCUCUUCAUGAGAUUCGCCUACAAGGUUCAGCCUCGUAACUGGCUCCUCUUCGCCUGCCAUCUGACCAACGAGUCGGCACAACUGGUCCAGGGAAGUCGCCUCAUCAAAUACAACAUGGAGAAGAAGUCAUCCUAGUGGUGAAGUGAAAUCGGUGCAAUAAUGCAGAAUGCUGCUUCAACAAACUACAUUUGGACACCAGAACUCCUUCAGCAGAUCAGCGAAGCUGUUGCCAGUUUUGUCUUUUUGACUGGAUGGUACCAUAAUUGAUCACAAUUUAGCUUUCACUUUAAUCCACAAGGAAAUAAAAAAAAAUAAUAAUAAUAAUAAUAAGCUUUUCUCCAGUAGUUUCGAUCAGUUAUUUUUAGAUUUUACAUGGAAUAAAACCUAAAUGAACUAACGGUGACGGAUGCCUUGCACACAGAUCUAUGGCUGCAGCAACUUAUAAAAUAGACCCUCACAGUCAAUUUUUGUUGGAGAAAAAAAUAUUGUUACACUGUAUCCUUUUAAAACAUGGAUAUUUAAACAGACGGGAGGUCAGAUUGAGCAAAAAUGCACAGACAGUAAUUCUGGAGAAACUUAGAUAUUGUCCUCCAUAUUGUCACCCUUUUUUAGAUACAUAGGACUUACUGAGGCAAAAUGACAAAAAAAAUGAAUCUGUCAUUAUGGUUCAAGUUUGGUAUCAUUUUACCUCCUAUGGCAAAAAGUGCAAAUUAGAAAAUAUUGAAAUGAACAGAUGUAAAUAUGAAAAACAUGAGGCUUUGUUUAAAAGCUAAGGCUGUUCAGAUUAUCCUGUAAAAUUGUUCAAAAUAAAAUUCUGUUAAGUGUUGACCACACAUGUAGUCACGUCUAAUUGACAUUAAUUUAAGGUUCUUGUAUGAUUCUCCUGAUUUUCCAGAGUAAUUGUUUGGAUUCUUUAGACAUGUUUUGAAUAAACUGGACUGGAAAAACAA
Molecule: messenger RNA, 1290 nt
Organism: Xiphophorus couchianus (Monterrey platyfish)
Lineage: Eukaryota; Metazoa; Chordata; Actinopteri; Cyprinodontiformes; Poeciliidae
Gene: mpc1
Product: mitochondrial pyruvate carrier 1
Exons: 5
Coding region: 149-475 (108 amino acids)
Biological process (GO): pyruvate import into mitochondria
Cellular component (GO): mitochondrial inner membrane
Source: RefSeq, a predicted model, not a curated record